AGGAAAGCCUGGCUGGAUCACGGCUCACAUAAAAGACAAACACCGAAUCAGAAGGAUCCUCAUUUAUUCUCUUUGUCAUCGAGAUGUUUGACGUCUGCAGAAACAGGAAGAGAACAGAGACAGAAGUCAAUGAGAUAGAGGAGAUUUAGACCAAUUAACAGCUUAAUUACGAGUCUUUUUUUUCUUACAAGAGCUUCGUUUUAUUUUAUUUUUGACUUUUUUGUGUUCACUUUAAUCUUAGAAUUACCUUUGAGACUGUCCGAUACAAAUCUGUACACUGUAAAAAAUCACUUAGGUUAUUUUUGACAGGUUUUUGUUGUAUUUUUGUGUUUUCCAUCCACACACUGCCAAGAUGUGGUCGUGUAUGAAGAACUUCUUCACUUAUGAAACGACAAAGUCGGUGGUUGUGAAAAGCUGGACUAUCGGCAUCAUCAACCGGAUUGUUCAACUUAUCAUCAUUUCUUACUUUAUUGGUUGGGUGUUUAUCUGGGAAAAGGCCUACCAGGUGAGAGACACAGCUAUAGAGUCGUCAGUCAUGACAAAGGUCAAAGGCUUUGGAAACUACAACAACAGAGUCAUGGACGUUGCAGACUACGUCACUCCUACGCAGGGAGGUUCUGUCUUUUGCAUCAUCACCAAAAUGAUUACAACAGAGAACCAAGUGCAAGGAUACUGUCCUGAGACUGAGAAAUACAACUGUACCAAAGACAGUGACUGCACAAAAUAUCGUCACAGACCAGGAGGAUAUGGAAUCUUCACAGGAAACUGCGUCCCUUUCAAGACCAACAUCUCAAUGUGUGAGAUUAAAGGAUGGUGUCCUGCAGAGAUCGACACCAUAAAGACAGAACCCAUGAAUGAUGUGGAGAACUUCACAAUCUUCAUAAAGAACAGCAUCCGUUUCCCAACUUUUAACUACACCAAAGGGAACUUCCUUCCAUCAAUAACUAAUGAAUACAUCAAAACGUGUAACUUUAACAAAGAAAAGGACAUCUACUGCCCUAUCUUCAAAGUGGGGGACAUUCUUAAAAAUGCAGAGCAAAACUUCACUCAGCUGGCAGACACGGGUGGAGUGAUUGGAAUAAUGAUCAGCUGGAUGUGUGAUCUGGAUAAAUCAGACGAUGAAUGUAAACCAUUGUAUUCGUUCACUCGACUUGAUGCCAUGUCACAGCAGAACAACGUUUCUCCUGGGUACAAUUUCAGGUUUGCAAAAUACUAUAAGAUGGAAAAUGGGACAGACUACCGCACUCUGGUCAAAGCUUUUGCCAUUCGAUUUGAUGUUAUUGUCAAUGGAAAUGCUGGAAAGUUUAACAUGAUUCCAACAAUCAUAAAUAUGGUGGCAGCGUUCACAUCAGUGGGAGUGGGCACAGUGCUUUGCGAUAUAAUACUGCUAAACUUCCUGAAGGGUGCAGAGCAGUACAAAGCUAAGAAGUUUGAAGAGGUUUCCGACAAUCCGUUGGACAUCCAGAGCAACGGCUUGUAUCACUCCCAGCUGUCACUCAGACAUACGCACUUCAAGUCCAGUGACUCUGGGGCAUUUUCUAUUGACCAUUUCAGCUAAAUAAACAGAAAAUAUCCCGGUGGUUUCAAUCACAUAGCCUCUGUCAAGGCUGAGAACAUCAAAAUUACAAAAAUAUAUCAACUGAAUGCAGCAUAAAAGCAUGGCUGUCUUUGCAUGAGGAUUGUUGAACCAGUUGUCUAAAAAAUGAUUUUGGUACCCCAUAGAAAUGAUAGCAAUAAACAACUGGUUCACUGCUCUGUAAUAAUUUAUUCUUUUAUACGUGUAUAGUUGCAAUCAGACGAUUGAAUAUAACAGAUAAAAAGAUACACUUCUUUUCUCCUUACUGUCUGAAACUAAAUCAGACUAAACUUCUCUUGUUUAAGGUCAGCUAGAAUCACCAAAACUAUUCUUAUGUUGACAAGCUGUGUUUCCAGUACAAUCUAAAUAAGUUUUAGAUUUAAAAGUUGUUCCUCUGGAUAACUUCAAUGUAGAGCUACUAAUGUAGUGUCACUGUAUGUACACUUCUGGUUUCAACUGUAUGUGUCUAAGUACAAGAGCAUGAAGAUAGACUGUAAAUUUGUUUUAUGAUGAUACCCCAAAUACUCCCUCAUGAGUCCCUCUUAAUACAAUUGUGACAAAAUCAAGAAAUAAAAACUUUAAAAGACAUUUUUCAUUCAUUCCAGCAAAAAAAUAAUAAAAAAACAUAAUCUUCUUACAAACAAAUAAUGGAGUAGUUCUGACAACAUAUAAUACGGUUUAUUUGUGAAGGUGAAUAAAGGUGAUUAUGAAUUUUUCUCUUGUUUUUUGACAUUUCGAGCAUGAGUGGAAACAUGUAAAAAAUGGAUAAGCAGAAAUGAAUAACUAUUUAUUUCCCAAGAAAUUUGUCAAACAUUGUCAAGUGGUAAAUUUAUUUAUUUUUAGUUUCAAGUAUCCUUCCACAUUUAUUCUUGUCAUUGAUCCACUCUGUAAUUAAUUUGGUGGAAUACUUAGAGCUUUUGUUCAUUUAAAAAACUGUAAUCUUUUGUCUUUUUCCUCUAAAUUUAAGAACCGCCAUUAUGUCCAAACACCGCUGACUCCAAAAUUAAAGUGCUUUUGCAAUC
Poecilia latipinna (sailfin molly) is the source of this 2598-nucleotide messenger RNA. RefSeq names its product P2X purinoceptor 3. Lineage: Eukaryota; Metazoa; Chordata; Actinopteri; Cyprinodontiformes; Poeciliidae. The transcript has 12 exons. The coding region runs from base 353 to 1558 and encodes 401 amino acids. Gene Ontology annotation, cellular component: plasma membrane. Gene Ontology annotation, biological process: calcium ion transmembrane transport; response to ATP. The record is from RefSeq and is a predicted model, not a curated record. Gene Ontology annotation, molecular function: purinergic nucleotide receptor activity; ATP binding; extracellularly ATP-gated monoatomic cation channel activity.